CGGCAGAAGGGGGCGAUGUUUCCCUCUUUACUUUUCCUUUCCCAUUCCUAGAUAGGACCUCCUUCCCAAAUGUAACAGCAGUGUGUGGAGAGUUCUGAGAGGAGGAGUGUGUAUGGGUUUCCGUGUGUUUGUUUGAGUCUAGCGGCUCAUUGGGGGGAGCUGAGUGUAUGUGAUUGUAUGUGUUUGUAUGUGCAAUAACCCUGCGCCAUGGUGCUGAUGAUCGAGCAGACAGAUCGGAUUUUCACACCGCUGUCAUCUCCUGAAGGAGGAAAAACCAGCAGGAUCGACAAGAAAGACCUGCGAAUACAAACUAACUCAGAAGCUGAAAAUGUAGAGGAGAAGCUCUACACAGAGUCCGAUCUGUCUGAGAGCAGGAGGAAGUCUCCUAUCCUGAGGAUUAAACUGCCUGAUCAACCCUCACUCACACUCAGUCCAACAGACUCUGAGUCAAAACUAGAGAGGAAGAAAACACAGUACAGCCAGUUCUCCAAAGCAAACGCACAGUAUCAUAAGCUCUUCAAAGAAUUAAGCAAUGAUGAGAUCCUCAAACAAAGUUAUACUUGUGCUCUCCAGAAGGACAUACUUUAUCAGGGAAGGCUUUUUGUCUCGGAUAACUGGAUUUGUUUCCAUUCCAAAGUGUUUGGCAGAGACACCAAGAUCGCUAUCCCAGUUCUCUCUAUCACCCUUAUAAAGAAGACAAAAACUGCCCUUUUGGUGCCAAAUGCACUUGUUAUCACAACUACAACUGAAAGGCAUCUGUUUGUGUCGUUCCUGUCUCGGGACACUACAUACAAGUUCCUGCUGUCAGUCUGCAUUCAUUUACGUGUAGAGAAUGCAGGCAGCACCCCGGUCACAUCAUCAGCAGAGAACAGCUUCAGAGCGGACUGCCCUUCGUCACUUCCUCUGGUUAGUGUUGAUUUGCCUGUGGUUUCUUCAUUUCCAUCCCACAAGAAGGAUUUCUCAGCUGAUUUUUCAGAUCUUGACGGAGUAGUGCGUCAGAGAAGGCAGGAAAUGCUGGACAGUAGCAGUUCAGGCUCCCAGACCCCAGAUUAUGAAAAGAUGACUGAGUUCCCCCCCCUCGCUGAAAACUUCCUGGACGUGAUGAAGAGCGGAGAGAUGGCCGUCCACGCUGACAUUCACCUGCAGACCACCAGCACAAAGCAACACAAUGGUCCAGUUAAGGCUGUAAACGGUCCCAACCAGCAGGAGAAGUUUCUCUAUCCAUUGUCUCUGAACAGUCUUCUACUCGUCUAUUUAUUCUUGGUGUGUGUUCUCGUCUUGUCUUCGUGUUACAUGGCUUUUAAGAUCCUGGCUCUCGAGCAGCGGCUGAAUUCGCUGGGCUCAUUGGGAGACUAUUCACACGAGAACGCGCUUUAUCAUCGAUCUCAAGUAGCGGCCAGCGCAGAGAUCUAUGGCGAGCUGUCCACAAACCUGUUCAAGUUAGAAAAGAUUCAGAAGAACCUGCGAAAGCUGCUUGAAGGGAGCUGAGUGUCCUGGCGGAAGGACAAAAAAAACGCUUCAAAGACUCAACGAACAAGAGGAACCGUAACUGUGCAAUAGCUACACAGCCUUUUUCUCUCUACUUGGGAGUGCACACAGUUUUUUGUUUUUUUUUACCUGAAUCAUGGCAUUUCAUCCAAGGACGAUGGAGAGAGAAAAAGCUUUAUAUUUUAGUACUGUAGAAUUUAAAAGCUUCAAGCUAGUGAGAAUAAAUGAGUCCCAAGGACUCGGGGUUUUGUAUGUUUAACUUUUCAGAAAUAAAACCAGAUUACUAAAAAUGUAGCUUUGUGACGAUUUGUUACAAUUUAGAAUGGUCAAUAAAAUAUUUAUAGUUUCUGUCAGUGUG
Ictalurus furcatus (blue catfish) is the source of this 1846-nucleotide messenger RNA. Its product is annotated as GRAM domain-containing protein 2B. Lineage: Eukaryota; Metazoa; Chordata; Actinopteri; Siluriformes; Ictaluridae. The transcript is spliced from 14 exons. The record is from RefSeq and is a predicted model, not a curated record. The coding region runs from base 208 to 1488 and encodes 426 amino acids.